AAUUACUUUCCUCUCCCAACUUCUUCUUCAUCAGGGUGUCAACAUUGAUUGAUCAUUUCUCCCUGGUUUUGAUUUGCUUCUUAAAGUUUGAGUCGCCUUAUCAGAAUACUAGUCAUCCUUCUUUUCGGGCUUCUGUCUCAUCAUCCACAAAUGCUAGUAACAAAGAAUAGCCACAGAUUCUUUAAGUUCCGGACCGCAUCGGUAUUGCUGAUCAGUCCCUUUCUCUCUAGUCUUUGAAUGCCAAAACUAUCCUUGUUCACCAACAAAUAUUCCUUCCCGAUCUCAUUAGAAUUCUUGGGGAAAUCCCAUUUUUCCAAGAAAACUAGUGCUAUAGUCGAAGGUGUGCCAACAUUUCUACUUUCUUGGUUAAUUCCCGUGUCAAAUGUUAGCUUGCAAGGAGUACGACUUCUCACGUGCGGUGGUGGAGAUGGCAUGGAUCAUGCUAAGGAUUGACUACUCCAGGCUCUCUUGGCUCCUCUUUGGUGUCUUCUCCUACGAAAAUCAUGAAGGGAAGCCCCGGAUUUAGAUGCUCUUUUAUCUCCGUCGACCUACCAAUUACCCUUUUUAUAUUUAUGUUGACUUAAUAAUUUGUUUUCAAUUACCGCGUUUAUUCUUCCAAGUUUUUACAAGAUUUUCCGGGCUGCCACCUAAGUUUUGUGGAUAGCUCAAACAUGUAUCGAAAACAGUUCGAUGAAGCCAAGCUGCAGGAGAACGGAUACGUUGAAACCGAUCCUUCUGGUCGAUACGGUCGAGAUCUUGAAUUUCCAUUAACAUCAAUUCAAGGCAUGCAAUAAGCAUUCAAAAGUGGAAGCCACAGAAGAACAUCAAUGGAUGAAACGUAGCAAUCGUGAUACUAACACAAAAAAUUGUCACAGAACAUCAAAUAAUAAGCAGAAAUUUUCUUUUAAAGUUCUGAUGAAUUUUGAAGAAAUUCUCGGAAAAGGUGCAAUGAAAACGGUGUACAAAGCAAUUGAUGAGGUCCUUGGAAUGGAGGUGGCCUGGAACCAGGUAAAACUCAACGAGGUGCUCCGGUCGCCAGAGGAUUUGCAGAGGCUGUACUCUGAAGUUCACCUUCUUAGCACCCUCAAUCAUGACUCUAUCAUUAGAUUCUACACCUCCUGGAUCGACGUUGAUCGGAAGACCUUCAAUUUCAUCACUGAAAUGUUUACUUCAGGAUCUCUCAGAGAAUACAGGAAGAAAUAUAAACGAGUGGACAUCCGAGCAAUUAAGAAUUGGGCUCGCCAAAUAUUGCAGGGUCUUGUAUAUUUGCAUGGUCAUGACCCUCCAGUUAUUCACAGAGACCUUAAGUGUGACAACAUCUUUGUUAAUGGCCAUCUAGGACAAGUCAAGAUUGGUGAUUUGGGGCUUGCAGCGAUUCUCCGAGGAUCCAAAUCAGCCCACAGUGUCAUAGGGACCCCCGAGUUCAUGGCACCAGAAUUAUAUGAAGAGGAUUACAAUGAACUUGUUGAUGUCUACUCUUUCGGCAUGUGUGUUUUAGAGAUGCUUACAUCUGAAUAUCCAUAUAGUGAAUGUGCCAAUCCAGCUCAAAUUUACAAGAAAGUGACUUCGGGGAAGCUACCAGGGGCAUUCUACCAGAUUCAAGACUUGGAAGCGCAGAGAUUUAUUGGAAAAUGUCUAGUAAAUGCUUCUAAGAGAUUGUCAGCAGAAGAACUGUUGCUUGACCCAUUUCUCGCUAGUGAUGAAGCUAAAUUGUCACCCACGACGAGGCUUGGGAGUCCAAAGCCCUUUCUGAAUGAAAGGGAAAUGGAGAAAUUGCAUCUGAAUGAUAAUCCGUCAAGAACAGACAUGACAAUCACAGGGAAACUUAAUCCUGAAGAUGAUACCAUCUUUCUUAAAGUACAAAUUGCAGAUACAGAGGGUUCUGCUAGGAACAUAUAUUUUCCCUUUGAUAUUGUAAAUGAUACACCAUCGGACGUGGCAAUGGAAAUGGUGAAGGAGCUAGAGAUAACCGAUUGGGAGCCAUAUGAAAUUGCAGAAAUGAUUGAUGGUGAGAUUUCUGCUCUAGUACCACUAUGGAAAAAAUCGGACUUCCCUAGGAAUGAAGCCUACAGUACAUUUAACUACCAAGAAGACGAUGAUGGGUCUCAUCAUCCAUUUUGCUCUUUCUCCUCCUGUUCUUCAUCCCAAGUGUCACUGUCUGGCUUGAUGGCACGUGGCGGCAAUUGGCUCCCAGAUGAUUUGCUUGAUGAAACCAGUUCUCAGAGCUCUUCACACUCAGGAACAUAUAGUAACAUGAGUUACUUCUCUGGAGAUGACCACAAGCCUGAUACGAGCCUUACAACAAAGAGCAAACCUCUCAGCCCAAGAAUUCACAACUCAACUAGAUUUUGCAAUGAGGAAAGUUCAAGAAGCGGACAGUCAAUAGCUAGGAAUUGCUAUAACCAAUACAAGGCUUUGGAAUCACAUGCAUCUAAUCCUAAACAUAGAGGAGUGAUGGACCAGCGAAAAUUAACAAGGAAUCGGUCGCUAGUAGAUAUUAGGAGCCAACUGCUACACCGAUCAUUAGUGGAAGAGGUGAGUAAGAGACGGUUGUUUAAGACAGUUGGAGCCGUGGAGGAUAUUGGGUUUCAGGCACCUUGUGAGGUUCCCACAAAAAGGACGCAGAGGACUUCAGGGAAGAAACAUGUAAAAUUCUAGCUCUCACAAAUUUUGCAGGUCAAAUGAAAGGAGUGAUCAACAAGAAAAGCUUGACUCACUGGCUGGAUUGACCUCUUCAUUUUGUGGUCAGGGAGAUUCUGAAGUUCACAUUGAGGGUAACUGUCCGUAAGAUGGCUAACGCAAUUCAGUGUAAAUAUUAUAUAUCUUUGAUUAUGGAGUACUUUGUGUUAAAAUAGAGCCUGUUUCAGAAUAAGAUUUAUGAACAAUGAUGUUGGCAUUCUCUUUCA
Messenger RNA from Theobroma umbraticum, 2906 nucleotides. It is a transcript of the gene WNK4, whose product is annotated as WNK family serine/threonine-protein kinase 4. Lineage: Eukaryota; Viridiplantae; Streptophyta; Magnoliopsida; Malvales; Malvaceae. Gene Ontology annotation, molecular function: ATP binding; protein kinase activity. The record is from RefSeq and is a predicted model, not a curated record. Gene Ontology annotation, biological process: protein phosphorylation.